AUGCUUGCUGUUUGGAUUCCACAUUCAGUAAGUGUUGAUAGCGGGGAAACUAGAGACGCAAAUAUCUUGUUUUUCAAUAUGGCGAAUGAAUGAUGCCCUGUAGGCCAGAACUUCACCAAAGUUACACUAGCGUAUGUCUCGAGGCCAGAAGUAUGAAUUGAAUUUUGCGCUUGUCCAUUGGCCAUCAAGGUGAGGCAGCAGUGCGUGAGGUUUUUUUGGCGUCAUGUUCCAGUCUCCAAGGCUCAACCACCACUUCGCAACAACCACGUGAACCAUCUCAAUAGAGUCAUCAAAUUCGCGCGGGAGAGCGCAAGCUGGCGCUUACGAUCUCUCGUGCUUAUACUGCUCAUCUGAACUUCGCCAAAUCCAGAUUUACCCAUCUUGCUCGCAAAUCACCCCGUCACCUCCAGAUCUCCGCAGACCGCCAGGAACCUCGACGCUUUCAAAUUACAGCAGGUUGACUGCAGCUGUAUCCAACAAUCGCGGAAAACCCUUCUCCAAGCAUCUCUCGAGGUCACCGCUGAAGACCCAAAAUCACUCUUGCCUUCGCACUCACGGUGCCAUUUCUCCAAGCACACCAACAACCACAACCAACAUCUCACGAUCAUCGCAAUCAAAAGCCCUCGCCAUGUGCAAAUACGCUCAACGCAAGCAUGAGAAAUGCGGUUGCACCACACACCAAGUGAUCAAAAAAUGUUUCGAGGCACGCGUCAAUGAUAGCAACUGUCCUGUUGACAGGAAGGAAGAGUUUUUGACCCGGAAAAGCUGCACAGUAUGUGGAUUCCAUGCAGAAGACCUAGCAGAGGAGGAUCUGGUCAAGGCAGGGUUCAAGUUUGGAUUUGAGGGGAAACGAAUUAGGAUGAUGAAGUUGCAAAGGGAGAAGCAGUUGAAGAUUAACGAAAUUCUGGCUAAGAACAAUGAGAAAGAGAGACCGGAGACAGAAAGGGGACGGAAGAUGCAGCGGGAAAGACUUGACAAGAUGGAGUGCGACUGA
Molecule: messenger RNA, 994 nt
Organism: Hymenoscyphus albidus
Lineage: Eukaryota; Fungi; Ascomycota; Leotiomycetes; Helotiales; Helotiaceae
Source: the annotation of a GenBank genome assembly